AUGGAAUUAUUAGAAAAAAGACAAAAUGAAAUUUUAAAUAAAUUGAAUAAAUUAGUCGAAAAAAUUGAUGAUAUUACACCAUCAAGCAUUAUUACAGAUAAUCAAAAGAGAAUUUCAAAAGUUUGUGAUGAUAUUGGAUUAGAUCAUAAACUUGAAAGAGUACCAAGAUGUUAUUAUAAUUGGAAAUUAGAAGAAAGAGCAAAUUAUUUAAAUGCACCAUCAUCAGAUUAUUUAUGUAAAAGUUUAAUUUUCGAAAAUACAGAAUGUGUAAAUUCAGAUACAUCAAUUCAAACUAAUAGUAGAUAUUACUGUGUUAUUAUCCAAUAUACAACAAAAAUUCAAAGUCAUAAAAUAUUUAAAUUUAUUAAAAGUUUAAAUCAACAAGAAAGUGCCAAAAAGUUUCAUUUUACAUUAGCACCAUCAGAAAUUUCACAACAAUUAACAGGUUUUGAAUAUAAUGCAGUAUGUCCAUUAGGUACAAAUGUUAAUAUUCCAGUUAUUAUUUCAAAACAAAUUAUGGAGUUACCAAAUAAAGUUGUAUGGUUAGGUGGUGGUGAAGUCGAUCUUAAAUUAAUUGUUGAUAUUCACAAAUUUAAAGAACGUAUGGAAUCAAAUGGUACAAGUGUAUUUGUCACUGAUGUAAUUGAUAAUUCAUCAAACGAAACUGAUGAAUUAUAAAAAAAAAUUAUAAUAAAAAUAAAAAUU
Molecule: messenger RNA, 705 nt
Organism: Dictyostelium purpureum
Lineage: Eukaryota; Evosea; Eumycetozoa; Dictyosteliales; Dictyosteliaceae
Exons: 3
Coding region: 1-678 (225 amino acids)
Molecular function (GO): aminoacyl-tRNA deacylase activity
Source: RefSeq, a predicted model, not a curated record